CCCAAUAGGCCCAAACAUAGCACCAACGUCGCCUCGAAGUCUCUUUUGGGAUCAAAAGCUAAACCCUUAGGCCUUACCGAAGAAAAACGGAAAACGCUUUCCAUUUUCCAGUUUCCAAUUCCUAAAGUUACAGAAAGAAAUUUAAACGCGAACAGCGUCAAGAUUUGGCCUUUUUUUCCGGAGAGAAAUAUCCAAACAGGCCUGAAAAUGGAGGUUGCUGGUGAUGACAAAGAGAGAGAAGAGGAACAGGAUGGCAUGUCCGUACAUUCUCCUUGUAAAGCUCCUCCUUCUUCUGCUUCUUCUCUACCUAAGGAGCAAUCACAGGUUGAAUUGGAGCUCAGGCUAUUAGAAGCUCUUGAAAUUUAUCCUCUGGUUAAACUACGAGGCAUGCAUCGCCACUUUGUUCUUUAUGGUCUUAUGGAAUUUCUGCGUAGAAGCUUUGAUCGGCAGUUUUCGCCUGAUGAGGUUUUGCAGUUGCUGGACCGUUUCUACAACAUAGAAAUGCUGAAACCAGAUGAUGAAGAAUCAGAAAUCCUGGGUCAUGAAGAAGAUUUUACGUUGCCUCAAAGUUAUUUUGUUAAGGAAGAGUAAUAGCUUGCAGUUUUGGCAUGUGUUCAUUUCUAGAUUUACUUGGUCCUGGUUAUGUUCCCAAAUGUUAACAAAACAAAGGGGCAAGCUUUGAGAGGAGGUACAUAUUGCUUAGAAUCUCCGAAUUUUUAAUAUUCUGGUCAUGAUCCUUCUCAAUUGUGGCUGUUACGUGACUUUCCACUUUCUUAUUUGGGAAGAAAAAUUUGUAAAUACAAAUAGAGAGGAGCUAUAGUGCUUACAGUUAACUAGGUUGUCUGAACAUCGUAAGUCAUAAAUUGCUACUACUUUGUGGGGUUUGCAUCAUUGACUGAUGUGCAAGGACAUUAAAUCCUCGGAUGGAGAGGAAAAUGAGGUCCCUUUAGCGUUACUUUUAUAAUAAACUAAUUCCAGAAUA
This is a messenger RNA of Hevea brasiliensis (rubber tree), 982 nucleotides long. RefSeq lists its product as uncharacterized. The record is from RefSeq and is a predicted model, not a curated record. Bases 208 to 591 code for a protein of 127 amino acids. Lineage: Eukaryota; Viridiplantae; Streptophyta; Magnoliopsida; Malpighiales; Euphorbiaceae. The transcript has 5 exons. Gene Ontology annotation, biological process: regulation of transcription by RNA polymerase II. Gene Ontology annotation, cellular component: NuA4 histone acetyltransferase complex; nucleus.